GGGCUGGCCGAGAACUGUCUUCAAACCAAUGAUCGGCAGAAGCUCAUGCGCUUUUACACUGAGAAUUCGGUUCAGAGCGGAACACACUGACAGCAUCAGCUCCUCUUUUCAUGUGUCUGCGUGCACACCGAUAGUGAGUGUCAGCUGAGAAACCACCUCAUUACAAUAACAUCUUUUAUUUCAUUUCCUCGGAGGAGACGUGUUUCAUCGCCGCAGACGCACGGCGCAUGGUCCUCUUAACCCGAGUCCACCUGUGUGUGAGUAAGUGGGAGAGAUUUGUUCAUUUCCAGGAACGGGGCUGUGCAAUUCCUCUUCCUCACCGGACAGAGAGGAGAAUCCGUCAACGUCAUUUAAACGGGAAUAACUGCUUCGAUUUUCUACGGAGUGACUAUGCGCUUCCUGAGCGGAUUGUAAGAGAGGAAAGUCGCCCGUUUGCUCCUGAUCCAAAGGGAAAGAUCAGGUCGUUCUGCAGGGAAUACACGGGUUCGGAAGAAAUCCUCGUCCAAAUUUGAGUAGGCUACUUGAGAGAGACAAGAAGGAGCGUAGGCUACACAAUGCCACUUGCUCAACUGGCAGAACCAUGGCCCAAAAUGGAGCUGGUGCAGUUGGAGACGGAGAAUGGGCAGAGCACCACUGAGGAUGGGGUCACUUCAGCUGUUAAGCAGUACAAGUCACAGAUCACCUGGGUAGAGAAAGAGUUUGCUGAUAUCAAUGUGAAGGAGGAUGGUGACAUCAAGGAGAUCAACAUCACACAUGUUGUUAAGGAGGGGGCGGAGAAAGCAGACCCCUCACAGUUUGAGCUGCUUAAAGUGCUGGGGCAGGGCUCAUUUGGAAAGGUGUUUUUAGUACGAAAGGUAACCCCUCCUGACAAUAACCAGCUCUAUGCCAUGAAGGUCCUGAGAAAGGCCACACUCAAAGUGAGGGAUCGUGUGAGGACUAAAAUGGAGAGAGACAUCCUGGCAGACGUCAACCAUCCGUUUGUGGUUAAACUCCAUUAUGCUUUUCAGACGGAGGGUAAACUCUAUCUGAUUCUGGACUUCCUCAGAGGAGGAGAUCUGUUCACCAGGCUGUCAAAAGAGGUGAUGUUUACAGAAGAAGAUGUGAAGUUUUAUCUGGCUGAACUGGCAUUGGGUCUAGAUCACCUGCACGGUCUCGGCAUCAUCUACAGAGAUCUCAAACCUGAGAACAUCCUCCUGGAUGAAGAGGGACAUAUCAAACUCACAGAUUUUGGACUGUGUAAGGAGGCUAUCGACUAUGAGAAGAAGGCUUACUCCUUCUGCGGGACGGUGGAGUACAUGGCUCCAGAGGUGGUUAACCGGCAGGGUCACACCCACAGUGCUGACUGGUGGUCAUUUGGGGUACUGAUGUUUGAGAUGCUUACGGGUUCUCUGCCAUUCCAGGGAAAGGACAGAAAAGAAACAAUGAAUCUCAUCCUGAAAGCGAGGUUGGGGAUGCCUCAGUUCCUGAGCGCUGAGGCUCAGAACUUACUGAGAGCCCUAUUCAAGAGGAACCCCACCAACAGACUGGGAUCUGGACCAGAUGGAGCUGAGGAAAUCAAACGGCAUUCAUUCUUCAUGACGAUUGAUUGGAAUAAACUAUUUAGACGAGAAAUAAAACCUCCAUUCAAGCCAGCAGUGGCCAGACCUGACGACACCUUUUACUUUGACUCGGAGUUCACUUCUCGUACCCCCAAAGAUUCCCCAGGGGUUCCCCCCAGCGCAGGGGCUCAUCAGCUCUUCCGGGGCUUCAGCUUUGUUGCCACGGCGAUGCUAGAGGAGGAGGGCAAAGAAGAGCCAUCUCAGCCCCCUCCACACCCUGUAGUACAGCAGCAGCUUCACGGUAAGAACAUCUUGUUCAGUGAUGGUUACAUACUGAAGGAGGACAUCGGCAUGGGCUCUUUCUCUGUCUGCAAACGCUGCAUACACAAAGCAACCAACACAGAGUAUGCAGUGAAGGUGAUUGAUAAAACAAACACUGACCCGUCAGAAGAGAUUGAGAUCCUGCUGAGAUACGGCCAGCACCCCAACAUCAUCACUCUCAAAGAUGUGUAUGAUAAUGGGAAGCAGGUGUACCUGGUCACUGAGCUGAUGCGAGGAGGUGAACUGCUGGACAGAAUCCUCAAGCAGAAGUUUUUCUCAGAGAGAGAGGCUAGUGCUGUGCUGCACACUAUCACAAAGACUGUGGAAUACCUGCACUCUCAAGGGGUUGUGCACCGGGACCUGAAGCCCAGUAAUAUUCUGUAUGUCGAUGAGUCUGGAAAUCCAGAAUCUCUACGCAUCUGUGAUUUUGGGUUUGCCAAGCAGCUCCGGGCAGACAAUGGCCUUCUCAUGACACCCUGCUAUACUGCCAACUUUGUAGCACCCGAGGUACUGAAAAGACAGGGCUAUGAUGAGGGCUGUGACAUUUGGAGUCUUGGAGUAUUACUAUACACUAUGAUUGCUGGUUUUACACCAUUUGCCAAUGGACCAGAAGACACUCCAGAAGAAAUUCUGAGUCGGAUAGGGAGCGGACACUUUACUCUGACGGGAGGCAACUGGGACGCAGUGUCUGAUGCUGCCAAAGAUUUGGUCUCUAAGAUGCUCCAUGUGGACCCUCACCAGCGGCUCACAGCCAAGCAGGUCCUGAAGCAUCCGUGGAUCAUUCAGAGAGACAAACUUCCCAACAGCCAGCUACAACAUCAAGAUGCCAAGCUUGUCAAGGGGGCGAUGGCUGCCACAUACUCGGCACUGAAGAGUUCCCAACCACCCCCUGAGCUGAAGUCCAUCGAGUCCUCAUUCCUGGCACAGAGACGGGUGAAAAAGCUUCCUUCCACAUCUCUGUAGAGAACGAGGGAAGGAGAAGGACUCCAGACUGAAUGUAGUUGUGGAAAGGAUCGAUGGAUGAAAGACCACACUGAAGCUCUACGGACUAAAGACGGUCUCUUGAACCUGCCCAUGACAUCAGCACUGCAGUGGAGCUCUCAAGCAUGCUAGGCAAGGGAGGUGAUUGGCUGAUGAAGUUUGAGGGGCGUGGCCAGUGAGGGUUCCGUUCUCCCUUAGAAGUAGGGGGGUGUGUUUGUCACUGUGUGUGUGUGUGUGUGUGUGUGUGUGUGUGUGAGUGUGUGAAAGAGAUUAAAAAAAAAACGGGUAACGGAUACUGUUAUGAAAUAGAUGAUAUUCCCAGUGCAUUUAUGUCUUGGUACUGUAACACCUAAAUAUCAACACUGCUGAGGUUUGGAUUUUUUUUUUUUAUUCUCAGUUUUUGUUUGUUUUGCUUUUUGUUUAUUUUUUUAUCUCUAUAGUAUGUUCAACUGGAUUUUCAUGUUGAUUUGCAUAAGAUCUGUCUGUUCUUGGAAGCCUUUCAGCUGUUCUGCUUUCCAAUUGUCCAGUAGUUCUCUCUUAGUCCGUCUCUUCCUAAAAGCUCAAAGUGGCCUUUAGGAGAAACAGAGACACUCCGAUAUAAUAUUUCACACACAUGGAUGAGUAAAGGUUAAAUAUAUCUUCCACAAGGAUCCAUUGAGCAUGUUCACAUGACUAUCAACCUAAACAGAAUGGAAGUGUUUUCUGCAUGGAUUUGUACAAUGCUGUCUUGUUUCUUUCUUGUUUUCCCCAACUCGGCACUUUUGCUUGGUGAAUCUGUCAGCACUGGUGAGGACUGUUCAGAAAUCGUCUUUUUGUGUGUUUAUUAAACAAAGUAAAGAAUGAAAAAAGUGUGUAUGUGAGAUGACAUCUGAAGCUUGUGGCAUGGAAAAAUGUUGCUCUUGUUAGACCAGUGCUUUUUCUGGAUAUUGACUGCUGUCUGCUGUGUUUUGAUUUUGUUGUUGUUGUUUUGCUUAAAGAGAAGUUCUUUUAUAAAGGCACAUUGAGCACAAAAGUGUAUAAAUAUGACUGCUGAGGAAAUGAUUUAUUGAUUUGUGUAUAUUUUUACCUUGUCUGUCCUAUUCCUUGCGUUCAGGUGCCCAGUGUGGUGGAACUAUCAACUGUAUUGUGCUCAGGCUGUUCUUAGCAUUGCCUUGCAAAUUCAUGAAGCCUUGUCUUGCUCAAGUAUUGCACCCUUUACCAGUCAAACACAUCUUCAAAGUUUUAGGAUGUGCUUGCAGUAUUGUUUUGCAUUCCCCUUUUCCAGAAUUCUUGGAAGUAUUAAGAAUUGUAAAAAAAAAA
Molecule: messenger RNA, 4139 nt
Organism: Sinocyclocheilus rhinocerous
Lineage: Eukaryota; Metazoa; Chordata; Actinopteri; Cypriniformes; Cyprinidae
Product: ribosomal protein S6 kinase 2 alpha-like
Exons: 23
Coding region: 555-2822 (755 amino acids)
Biological process (GO): intracellular signal transduction; protein phosphorylation
Molecular function (GO): ATP binding; protein serine/threonine kinase activity; magnesium ion binding
Source: RefSeq, a predicted model, not a curated record